AUGGUCGCUGAAGAAAGCUUAACCGAAACGAUGAGUAGCCCCAGCAGGAGAAAAGGAAAUAUUAUCCCGUUCUCGGUCCCGGGAUCAGAUGGCUAUGAGCAAAAGAAACCUCUUUGGAGUUGUAUUCGAUAUGCUUUGAGGGAACCAUUCUCAGAAUUCUUUGGGACCAUGAUUCUGAUCCUGUUCGGUGACGGCGCUGUUGCUCAAGUGACUCUCAGUCGGGAUCAGAGAGGUGACUAUCAAUCUAUAUCAUGGGGUUGGGGAAUCGCCGUCAUGCUCGGUGUCUACACUAGCGGCAUAUCCGGCGGCCACAUCAACCCAGCCGUAACAUUCGCCAACUGCCUGUACCGGAAAUUCCCCUGGCGCAAAUUCCCAAUCUACACGCUAUCCCAAAUCCUCGGCGCCAUGACUGGAGCCGCAAUCGUGUACGCAAAUUAUAGAUCGGCCAUUGAUGCGUACGAAGGGGGCCUGAACAUUCGUACCGUACCGGGCUUCUCACCGAAUGCCACGGCGGGCAUAUUUUGCACGUAUCCUGCACCAUUCAUGACGAAGACAGGGCAAUUCUUUUCUGAAUUUAUUGCUAGUUCGAUUUUGAUGUUUAGUAUAUUUGCGAUCAAGGAUGAUAAUAACAUCGGCGCGGGACCAUUGACGCCGCUGGUCCUUUUCUUCGUGAUAUUUGGGAUCGGUGCUUGCUUUGGAUGGGAAACGGGGUAUGCGAUCAAUCUUGCGCGCGAUUUUGGUCCAAGACUUGUUAGUUAUAUGAUCGGCUAUGGCCAUAAUGUCUGGGCUGCUGGAAACUACUAUUUUUGGGUACCCAUGGUUGCCCCCUUUUGCGGCACUGCUUUUGGAGGUUGGCUAUAUGAUGUCUUUCUAUAUGUAGGCGAAAGCCCGGUGAACACUCCCUGGAUGGGCUUAAAACCACUCAAAUCUCAUCCCUAUACAGGCACGCAUGAGGGCCAGGUGUAA
Talaromyces marneffei is the source of this 966-nucleotide messenger RNA. RefSeq lists its product as uncharacterized. The coding region runs from base 1 to 966 and encodes 321 amino acids. NCBI's taxonomy places the organism in Eukaryota, Fungi, Ascomycota, Eurotiomycetes, Eurotiales, Trichocomaceae. Gene Ontology annotation, cellular component: plasma membrane. The transcript is spliced from 3 exons. Gene Ontology annotation, molecular function: glycerol channel activity; water channel activity. Gene Ontology annotation, biological process: water transport; glycerol transmembrane transport. The record is from RefSeq and is a predicted model, not a curated record.